UACCUACGUCUAUGACUCCAUCGGCCUCUCUUUCCUCCCUUCGGACUUUUGCAUAUCCACAAUUGGCAACUCUCACCGAUCUCCAUCUCGUCAACCUCCUCUCGUGCUUUGAUAACGCUUAUACUAUCUUUCUCUUCUCUGUUAGCAUUCAUUUGAAGACACUAUCUUAAUAAGCAAAAACCCUAAGACGCCAUCGAUCUGAACAAUAAAAGUCACCACGGAAUUGUUCACCAAAAGUGUGAAGCAUAUAUGGCAUCAUCAGCCCAUUGAGAGACUACUAUGUAAUCAAGAUCAAGACUCUUCUUCCAUGACUUUUGGUGCCAUUGGUCUUGGGUUGGGGGUGUAAUGGUCAAAUAAACGGCAAGGGGGUGGUCAGCCCUGAGCGUCGAUGAAGAGCGUGAUGAUAAAAACCUAUACGGUGCAAGUUGUCGAUAAAGACGGGGCACAUGAUGGGGAUUCUUGGAUGCCAGGGUCUUCCACCUAGUCCAGGGUGUCAAAGGAAAUGCGGUCCCAUUACUGGAUCCAUCCGAACUGCUCGAACAUCGGGCCACUCCCGUUGUGUCCUCUGAGUUUCCCGAUCUCAAGAGCUUCCCGAUGCAGGCUGUGAUCACAGAUCCUGGCCUCGGCGCUGAGACGGGAUGAUGGAUACCGCUGUACACUAGAUACGGGACAGCAGAGCAAGCGGCACCCGGACAAUGGAACAGCAGCAAGCAGUCACUCUUCAACAAAAAAAAAAAUCAAAAAAUCGAAACGGCCAUGUCGCCGGCAUACCACCCACAGCCUGGCUCCCGCGUUUUGUCCAUGGCUCACACAAAGACCUCCCAUCUCUUGUCCCAGCCGUGGUCUCUUUGUGUACCCUCAGGCCACCCUUGCUACCUACGUACAUGGAACGUGUAAAGGCGUCGUGUACCGUUCGAUUGGAUCGGCGUCUUGUCUCUGGCAACUGUCUCUCUUUUUUUCUGUAUGUCCCUGGCCCCCCGUUGGCCUGCCCUGCCUGGCUCUUGAGCUAUGGUGUCUCUCCAUACAGGACCCUGGGCAUCCCAAACACCCCUGGCUCCCACUUCAAAUGACCAGCAGGAUACCGGUUGUUGACCAGGUCUACCGGAUUCCCGAUACAAACUUUGUCUGGAACCUUUGCGUCUUGAUUUUGUUUAUCGCACCCAAGAUUACUGUUUCCACCUUUCGGUCCUCACAUCUGCACUGAUACGGCCUCGUUCCGCAGCCAAAUCCUGCUCCAGAUCCCCUACAUUACAUCUCGAUCGACGGCAUUCCGGCGCUCAAUCCCAACCAGACCUUUGCGUCUUAGGGCUUUAUUAAAUACCCUCUUCUUCCUUCAACCUCAUAGCCUUUCUUCCUUUGCCUUACUUCUUGCCACCGUGUAUGCCUUCAACCUUGACAUCAUUACACUCAACGAGCUCCAUCUCAUCCUCGACUCUAUUGGUCUAUGCGAUAACCUAUCACACUUACACUACCAAUUUCCCUUGUCCCAAAUAGGUCGGCCUAGAACAUCGUCAUCAACCUGUUAGCCUUUGCCAGUUAGGGGGCUGGCGCCUGUGCGAUUACUCGAAAGCCUCUUCAGCCGGCUAAAGAAACCAUCAUAAUACCCUACCAACACACUGUCUCAUAACCAGCACCAUGAGCCAUACCGUGAACUCGAGCACCAUGAACCCAUGGGAGGUUGAGGCGUAUCAGCAAUACCACUAUGACCCUCGAACCGCGCCCACGGCCAACCCUCUCUUCUUCCAUACGCUCUACGCUCCCGGCGGUUAUGACAUUAUGGGCUAUCUGAUUCAGAUUAUGAACAGGCCAAACCCCCAAGUAGAACUGGGACCUGUUGACACGUCAUGCGCUCUGAUUCUGUGCGACCUGAAGCAAAAAGACACGCCAAUUGUGUACGCCUCGGAAGCUUUUCUCUAUAUGACAGGAUACAGCAAUGCGGAGGUCUUGGGGAGAAACUGCCGUUUUCUUCAGUCACCCGACGGAAUGGUCAAGCCGAAAUCGACAAGGAAGUACGUCGACUCCAACACGAUCAAUACGAUGAGGAAAGCGAUUGAUAGGAACGCCGAGGUGCAGGUUGAGGUGGUCAAUUUUAAGAAGAACGGCCAACGGUUUGUCAACUUCUUGACGAUGAUUCCGGUGCGAGAUGAAACAGGGGAAUACCGGUACAGCAUGGGUUUCCAGUGCGAAACGGAAUGAAAGCGGCGAGUUAAGAAUGGAGAGAGGAAAAGAAAAGGGGGGAGAGCGAAAGAGAAGUGGGACGAGAGGCAACAGUCACAGCACCUCCAUGGCGCAAUCACAACAACUACAACCACAACAAGAUCAACAUCAACAUCAACAUCGACAAACAAGGGGUGGGAAUCAGACAACGAUGUCAUCUGGCAUACGUCGCGGCGUUUGAGGGUUUUACUUUUAUGUUUGUCAUUCCGGGGUUUCUCAUGUUUGGUUAAGGGGAUCACAUCAACAUCAUUGCGAAAGGCGUCUUAUUCUGCGAUUGGGCAUGGCGAUGAGAUUGGUCUUUAAUUUUUUAUCCUCAUAUUCCCCCAUAUAUACACUACAUCAUUACAAUCAUGGGUUUCUUCACUUCCGUCGUUCUUAAAAGACAAAGUGUUUGGUUUUUUAUUUACCGCAUCACCUACUCUUACAUUAUCAUCUGUCAAGAUGACAGAGCGGCAUUCUGGCCCUCCUUUAGAUCUUCAUCUACAGGUUGCUUUGAAUAAGGCAAAUUGCAAGAGAAUUGGAUCUUUCGAUGAGGCGCUCUUCCAUCGGCUUUUACGUUAUGAUGCGGGAAGCAAGCAGGCAGGCUUGUUGGGUGGGAAUGGACUGGCAGAAGCGGUAGGAGAGAGUUAUGAGUCUCGCAAAUCAAGGAAGGGCCCGAGGAUACAAGAGAGAGAACGCGAUGACUAUUGUUGCUACCGCGAGGCCACAAGGUUUUGGAUUAGAACAGUUAUUCGAGUGGGACACUGCAAUGAAUUAGGUCACAUAUCAUUCUGCCAAAUAUGGAAACGGAAUUCUGCAAACACCGAAAUAUCAACAGAAGGAAAUCCUAUCUACUUCCAUCAAUGGACAAGCAGCGCUUAAACUAUAUCACUGUGCCAUUGUCACACGCAACAGAGAGCGUUCAUCAAAGGGCUGAUCAAUGAUUUAAAG
Messenger RNA from Neurospora crassa OR74A, 3147 nucleotides. RefSeq names its product vivid PAS protein VVD (gene vvd). The transcript has 3 exons. Gene Ontology annotation, cellular component: nucleus. The record is from RefSeq and is a predicted model, not a curated record. Lineage: Eukaryota; Fungi; Ascomycota; Sordariomycetes; Sordariales; Sordariaceae. Bases 1636 to 2196 code for a protein of 186 amino acids.